CUCUCUCUCUCUCCCCCCCUCUCUCUCUCUCUCUCUGCUGUGCGUGCGACGCCUUCGCUGUUGGGUUGCCUCAGUUGACUGCUGCUCUCUUUUUCUGCCCGGCUGUGACAGCGGGCAAAGCUGGCACUUUCCCGCCCUUCCUCACCUUGUUUCUCUCAUGAGAGGAACAAUAGCGGCAGCCGAGGCGGCGACGGCGGCGGCAGCGGAGGGGCCUCUCUUCCCUGGGGUUUAUGAAUGGCCCUGACAUGGAGGAAAUACCGUUUCAGAAGAUCAAGAAGAGCAAGAAGGCGAGGAAGAAGUGCUGCCGCUAUUGCUGCUGCUCCUCCUCGUCGGCUGGGCCACCACAGCAGCAGCAACCACAACCACAGCAGCCACCCCCAGCCCCUCCGGCCGCCGGGAGUGCUGCCCCUGCGCCUCCUCGCCGCCAGCUGCUGCUGGAAGGCCUGGCCUGCGAGGACCAGUUCGACUGCAAAGAGCUGGAGUCGCUCUUCCAGAACUACAACCUGAAGCUGGAGCAGACCUCGACGCUGAAGGCGCUGGCCGUGCUGAUCGUGCUGACAGCCAGCCUGGCGCUGGUGGAGCUGCUCUCCGGGCCCAGCCUGACCAUCUCCAAGGGCUCCCACCCGGUGCACUGCAUCAUCUUCCUCUCCCUCUUCAUCGUCACCAACGUCAAGUACCUGCAGGUCACCCAGCUGCAGCAGAUCGUCAAGCUCACGCUGCUCUUCAGCUUCACCUUCGCCUUCCUCUGCUGCCCCUUCUCCCUGGGUGCCUACGGCGCCGAGCCCCCCAGCGCCCCCGAGCAGGGCAUGUGGCAGCUCAUGCUGGUCACCUUCGUCUCCUACUCCCUCCUGCCCGUCCGCAUCCUUCUGGCCGGCCUCUUCGGCCUGGUGGUGGCCCUCUGUCACCUCAUCGUGGCCGCCGCUUCGGUCAGUGCCAAGAGGCAGCCCCUCUGGAGGACGCUUGUGGCCAAUGCUAUCCUUUUUGUCAGUGUAAAUUUGUAUGGAGUCUUUGUGAGAAUUUUGACAGAAAGGGCACAGAGGAAGGCUUUCCUUCAGGCCAGGAAUUGCAUAGAAGACAGGCUGAAACUGGAGGAUGAAAAUGAAAAACAGGAGCGACUUUUGAUGAGCCUUUUGCCCAGGAAUGUUGCCAUGGAAAUGAAGGAAGAUUUUCUGAAGCCACCAGAAAGGAUUUUCCAUAAGAUUUACAUUCAGAGGCAUGACAAUGUUAGCAUAUUGUUUGCAGAUAUUGUUGGGUUUACCAGCUUGGCAUCUCAAUGUACAGCUCAAGAAUUAGUGAAGCUUCUGAAUGAACUCUUUGGGAAGUUUGAUGAAUUAGCAACUGAAAACCAUUGCAGAAGGAUUAAAAUCCUAGGAGAUUGUUACUAUUGUGUGUCAGGACUAACCCAGCCCAAAACAGAUCAUGCUCACUGCUGUGUUGAAAUGGGAUUGGACAUGAUUGAUACUAUCACACAGCUCCACAGAUGCACAUCUUCUGCCGAUGAUACCCCACGAAACAAGACAUGGAGACUAGGUGGAUCAAACAGAUCUGUAGCUGAAGCCACUGAAGUGGAUCUGAAUAUGAGAGUUGGCCUGCACACAGGAAGGGUGCUUUGUGGUGUCCUAGGUCUUCGCAAAUGGCAGUACGAUGUUUGGUCAAAUGAUGUGACUCUUGCUAAUGUAAUGGAAGCUGGAGGAUUGCCUGGGAAAGUGCAUAUAACAAAGACCACAUUAGAGUGCCUAAAUGGUGACUAUGAAGUUGAGCCAGGAUUUGGCCAUGAAAGGAACAGUUUUCUGAAGAAGCAUAAUAUUGAAACCUUUUUCAUUGUGCCAUCUCACCGAAAGAAGAUUUUUCCCGGACUUAUCCUGUCAGAUAUAAAGCCUGCCAAAAGAAUGAAAUUCAAGACUGUCUGUUACCUACUGGUCCAACUCAUGCAUUGUCGCAAAAUGUUCAAAGCUGAAAUCCCUUUCUCCAAUGUCAUGACUUGUGAAGAUGAUGACAAGAGAAGGGCAUUAAGGACAGCCUCUGAAAAACUCAGGAAUCGUUCUUCUUUUACUACAAAUGUUGUGCAUAAUACUCCUGGAACCCGAGUGAACCGAUACAUUGGUCGUUUGAUAGAGGCCCGACAAACUGAAUCAGAAAUGGCAGAUCUACAUUUCUUUACCCUGAAGUACAAACAAAUUGAACGUGAGCAAAAAUAUCACCAACUUCAGGAUGAAUAUUUCACCAGUGCUGUAGUCUUGUCACUGAUUCUAGCUGCCUUAUUUGGCCUUGUCUACCUUUUGAUAAUCCCACAGAGUACUGUAGUCCUUGUCCUUUUGGUGUUCUGCAUAUGCUUCCUGGUAGCAUGUAUCAUGUACUUACAUGUCACUCGAGUACAAUGUUUUCCAGGGUGCCUGACAAUACAGAUUCGAACCAUUUUGUGUAUUUUUAUUGUGAUCUUAAUUUACUCCGUGGCACAAGGUUGUGUGGUUGGUUGUAUGCCCUGGGUCUGGAAUACUAAUUCCAGCAGUUCCAUAGUUAUCAUUUCUCCUAGUGGGACAAAUAAGACAAUGAAUGAACUUCCAUGUGACGCAGCUCAUUAUGCAUUUCUCUCCUGCGUGGUGGGGACUCUGACCCUGGCAAUAUUUUUACGCAUAUCUUCCUUGCCAAAAAUGAUCCUCCUGCUUUUUGUUACAAUUUUGUACAUAGUCAUUUUGGAACUCGGUGGAUACAGAAAAGCAGUAGGGGGUGGCUCGUUUUAUAUUCGUGGCUAUGAACCCAUAUUAGCCAUCUUAUUAUUUUCCUGCGCUUUGGCACUUCAUUCCAGGCAGGUGGAUUUGAAGCUACGUCUGGACUACCUCUGGGCUGUGCAGGCAGAAGAAGAGAGAGAUGAUAUGGAAAGAGUGAAAUUGGAUAACAAACGGAUUCUCUUUAACUUAUUGCCAGCACAUGUUGCUCAACAUUUUCUCAUGUCUAAUCCAAGAAAUAUGGAUUUGUAUUACCAGUCAUAUUCCCAAGUCGGAGUGCUGUUUGCUUCCAUUCCCAAUUUCAACGAUUUUUACAUAGAACUGGAUGGCAAUAACAUGGGAGUGGAAUGUUUACGUCUGUUAAAUGAAAUUAUUGCAGAUUUUGACGAGCUUAUGGACAAAGAAUAUUAUAAAGACAUUGAAAAAAUCAAGACAAUUGGCAGUACGUAUAUGGCAGCAGUAGGACUUGUACCAACUACAGGCACCAAGGCAAAGAAAACAAUUUAUUCCCAUCUCAGUACACUGGCUGAUUUUUCAAUAGAAAUGUUUGAUGUUCUUGAUGAAAUCAACUACCAGUCUUACAAUGAUUUUGUUCUUCGGGUUGGAAUUAACGUAGGCCCUGUAGUGGCAGGCGUUAUUGGUGCCAGAAGACCACAAUAUGAUAUUUGGGGUAACACUGUUAAUGUUGCUAGUAGAAUGGAUAGUACGGGAGUGCAAGGUAAAAUUCAGGUUACUGAAGAAGUCCAGCGGAUAUUGAAGUGCAGUUAUGAGUUUGCAUGUCGGGGUAAGGUCAGUGUCAAAGGCAAAGGUGAAAUGCUGACCUAUUUUCUUGAAGGAAAGGUCAAUGGAACUAAUUCACAAUUACGAUCUUUAAACUUAGAAAGGAAAAUGUAUCCUUAUGGGAGAUCGAACAUUCACACCAAACUGGGCACAAGUUGUCCUUCUGUGUCCUCGUCUCCCAGCCUUUCAGCAAAUGCUGGGGCUGGAAUGCUUCAGCUGCCUUCAGCCCACACGAAUCAGACACUCCAUUAUCUUCCUUCUGUGCCAGCCAUCAAGGAGGCCUGAGAGCAAUGAAAAGAUUGCCGAUGCCAUUUGCAAUGAACUUGAAUCACAGAGGUCACCUGGCUUUUUUUUUACCAAGAAGCUUAAGGCUGCAGGUUUGGGGGUAAACCAAGAUGUCUACAACCCAACCAAAGAGAAUUUGGGAACUAUUUACCUGAAUUUCUAGAAUGAAUCAAAUAAGGGCUAGCAAUUCUAUUAGGAAGAGUUUAUUGCUGAAAAUACGAAUAUUUUGUCAGCAACCUUAACAGUAAAUUGGAUAGCUGACAUGAUGCAAGUGAGACUGAAUAUUUGCAUAUAUAUUUGUGUAUGUGUGCACACAUGUGCAUCUCAGCAUGUGUGUGGCAGACAUUGCCAAUAUUGAUGAUUGAAUUUUGACAACCCUUGUAUUGGCAACUGAAAAAUAUUGUAUUUAUUGAAAAAUAUUGGCAAUUUUAAUUUCUGACAAACAGUGGCAUAUUACAUACAAAUGACAUACACAUAUGUAAACACAUACUAAGAGAGACACACAUAGAUACAAAAAUAUGCAUCCUGUAGUAGCAAAGAGAAGGUGGUUUUAUUUCAUAUCCAGCAAAAUUAUAUCAAACACUUUUUAAAGCUGCUAUAUGGUGACAGGUAAACAACACAUAUCUGAAGUUGUAGCAACUGCUGUGGAGUCAUGUCAGUGUAUGAAAUAGCAAAGGCACAAGUAAACAGAUGUAACUUUCAGAAUGAAUUUCCCAUAUCUUUGAGUGGUUUCCAACUAUAUAGUGAUGGACCAGCUACCAGAGCUAGAUUUACUAAAGAUCCCACAAUUGAAUCAACUAAUCAGAGUACUUAGUACAGUCCCAUAUCCUUUUAGCUGGGUAAGUUGCAUCUCUGUCACACAUAGAGAAGAGCUUUUAAACUGCCUAGACUGAUACUUAUAAACACAUUACAUCUUCAAGAUAAGUCUAAAAUAUCUUUGAUAGUGUGCCACGCAUGUGCAUGCAAAGAAAAUACAUGUGUACCUCAAUUGAUGAAGUAUACGUAUUCCUGGACAUUACGUCUUUAACAUAAAUAAUGUGGGAAGAAGUAGUGGUGACAAAAAAGAGCAAAUCAACAUAUUUCAGCAAGCUUUUUAUAAAAACAAUGUGUACAUGUAAGUGAGACAACCUGAUCUUGUACGCCUUCUAUAAGCAAAACAAGCAAACAAAACCAAAACAAAACCACACGCCACAUUUUGAACCUUCUGGAGACCACUUGAAGGCUGUUUCCAAAAUCCAUCCAGGGAUAGUUUCUUUCAGCAACUUCCACUUUUCUUAUGAUUUCCAUUUUGGCUAAACUUACAGAUCUGUAUGUUAUGCCUAAAUGAAAACCUUUAAGCCAACCUCACCAGCUAGGGAUAGGAAGUAGCUGGUGAGAUACACUUAUCUGAUCUCCUCUUUCUUCUCUGUUUUGCACUUCAUUUGUGCCCAAUUAAGGGACUCUGGAAGCAACUGCUGUUUAUCUUGCCUGCUGUGGUGGGCAGAUUGAAAUGACUUUAGUAGGAUUGGCUAGAAUAGACUCCUAUUUUUCCCUAGCCGAAACUUUAUCACAUUGUUUACUGUAAACAAACUGCUGCAAUUCGGCACUAAAUGCCUAUAUUCUUUCGUUUUCUUUCACCAUCCUCCUAGUGCCAAUCUUCCAAAAAAAAAAAACCCUCUUCAAACUAGAAAUAUGAUGAGGAGGAAAAUGAUGACUAGGUGGGCAUAAAAAGGCUUUGUAAAAAAAAAGGAACUUCACUGUUAGAGGCUUUUUAAGCUGAGAACCCAUCUACACUGCCAGAAAAUGUAGUGUAGAUGUCACAUUAGCCUGGGGCAUCCAAACAAUGCAUCCAUGCUAAUGUAAGCAACCUGGGGUAAACUUAAAAAUGCUGCUUAUAAUCUGAUUUAAAAAAUUCUAUAAAGAUCUGAGUCUUCCAUUCACGAUCCCAAGUGAUGCCCUUACAGAUAUCCAGCAUCCCCUAAGCUCAGGCUGCCUGUGGAGGUGGGAUGGCAGUGCCCCUCCCCAAACAAAAAGGAAAGGCCUCCUUACUGUUCCUGGAGGUUGUCUAUUUUCUUCUUUGCCCUCAGAGCUUUUUGUAGCCAUACAUGGGUGCAAAAACCUGCCUUUGAAGAAGGGAGGGAAGACUUCCUCUUCUCUCAUAUCCUCUCUUCUCUUUUCUCCUCUUCUCUCCAAAGGUGGGAUUUUGCACCCACAUGUGGCCACAAAAUGUGUCACAAUUGUAUUUUUAAUGCUGGUUCAUUCCAUAUUUUGUCAUAUAUGGAAGCGCACCAAGGUAUGUCUUGUAUUUAGACAUGGAGAAGCAUGUGUUUUCAACAAAUUAAAUUCUUGGCCCAUCCUACAGACCUUUAUUGAAAGGUUUUGAAUGUUUCCCAACUAUACAGACGUUGUUCUGUGCCAUGAAUAGUUGUGCUCACAAGGGACACACAAAGUUCCUUGUCCUAGCAAAUGGAAGGCAAUAUGCAAGUAAAAUUAAGUGAAGCAGUGUAAUAGGGUGAUUAAAGCCUUCUCCAGAACAUGCCAAAGGCUUUUUGUCCAAGCAAAAACCUGUCCUAUUCAGGAAAUGGAAUAUCUGGAUCUAGCUGAUAGAUGUAAGGUUUGCUCUUACAUUUGAAGAUUCUUAUUGGCAAAAAUGUAUUGACCCAUGUUUUUUAAGUUGAGAGUUAUUACCUCACAGUUUACUAACAUAGAACAAUAAGAUAGCAGUAUUGCUAUUUACACAAUAGGACCUCCAGUAUCGCUAAUGGAAACAAACGUAUUUAUAAGAUUGCAAAUGACAGCUAGUCAAAAUUGUUCUGAAUGUGUUUAUAUAUUUGUGUAUGUAUGAAUGAGAGAGAGAGAGAGAGAGAGAGCAUGUGCAUGUGCAUGCUCUCUCAUUGUGUGAUUUGUCAAUGUAGUUUAGCAUCCUCACUGUAUCACCCCUUAAAUGUCUCCACUGCAAAUCUUGUUGAUGUGAGCAAUGGAGCAAAGCAUUUCUUACCUUGCAGCUCAUAUUGCUGCCAGCAGGUUUUGUGGGUUGCCCAUCUUACUGCUUGUCUUUCAUUGUUAUGAACAUCUUGGACUCCAGUUAACUUGAUUGUUGACUGUGGGGUCAUCCCAAUACCUUUUUCUGCAUAAUCAUAAUCCAACUUAUUUUCCUCCAAUUAGAAUCCCAUGUUACAUGUUCACCAUGCCAGUUAGGGAAACUCUGUGAGCAAAACUACUAUUAUUUCUUCCUUGCAAAUCUUUUGCACUUGUACAUUUAUAAGGAAGAGUUGCCAGGUCCAGUUCUCAGUUCACACUCUAAAAGAAAGACACAAUUUGUGCUCGAAAACCCUCAUAAUGAUGGGCAUUUGUAAAUGUGCCUAUUUUGAGGGGGAUUAUAGUCAUAGAGGUG
Messenger RNA from Anolis sagrei ordinatus, 7164 nucleotides. RefSeq names its product adenylate cyclase 1 (gene ADCY1). The record is from RefSeq and is a predicted model, not a curated record. Gene Ontology annotation, cellular component: plasma membrane. NCBI's taxonomy places the organism in Eukaryota, Metazoa, Chordata, Lepidosauria, Squamata, Anolidae. Gene Ontology annotation, molecular function: adenylate cyclase activity. Gene Ontology annotation, biological process: adenylate cyclase-activating G protein-coupled receptor signaling pathway; cAMP biosynthetic process; intracellular signal transduction.